Messenger RNA from Cercospora beticola, 1835 nucleotides. RefSeq lists its product as uncharacterized. The record is from RefSeq and is a predicted model, not a curated record. NCBI's taxonomy places the organism in Eukaryota, Fungi, Ascomycota, Dothideomycetes, Mycosphaerellales, Mycosphaerellaceae.
ACAAUGUGACCAUCCCAAAUCCGGCGCCGGCGCUGGCUAACACCCACCACUGCUCACUUUUCCCUUUGUCCUCACCAUCUCGACCUUCUCUCCUCAUUGCGACACCGACGAGACGUUGCCUGCUACGAAUACCGACGCGCCCUCCACUUGAUUCACUACGCGCCCAUCGAGACAACAAGCGACACCACCCGUCAUGGCCUUCUUGAAACGGCUGUCUGACAGCCUCUGGGACUAUGUCUCACCGCAGAAGCCGGUGAACACGACAAUGCCGACACCAGGCACCGACAUCCCCGCGACGCCCACCAGAAAGUUCUCACCAGGCGAUGUGGCCAAGUUUUCCAGAUCAAUGAGCCCUAUCGAAAGGGUUAGCGAGUGGCAAUUUAAUGCACCCACCACUCCUCGAAGCACGAAGAGGAAGCGUCUGCACACGCCCGAAUAUGGCUCAGGGCGCCGUAUAAAGCAGCCCAAGAUCGAAUUGGAGGAUACGGACUACUCGCCUGAGAGCGAUGAAAGAGGACGUCUUGGCUCGCCGAUGCAUGAAGGUUUCGUAGAACGAAGUUCCCUCCUCAGAACUCCGUCACGGCGUUCUGCAACGAGGUCGCCAUCUCCUUCUUUUGCGGAAUACAUUCGUGAUGAGGACGAGCUGUCCGCAGAUCUGCGUGUGGACGACGAGCAAUUCAACGAUACUCCUCCCAAGAAGAGGGUAAUUCACAUUCCAGCAGAGCUCAGUAGCAAGCACAUCUCGACCAAAGAGCUGCGAGCCAAAGGAUGGGACGACGACUACAUUACCCUCAUGCAGAGGAUCGGACUGCGUGGCCGAGAGCCCAUCCUCCCCGCAUACAUGAAGUUUGAGUACCGAUUUUUGCCCGACGGACUGUUCCACAGCAGCGAUGAAGAGGCGUUCAUCAGCAGUCUGCGCAACGGUCACUUCAAAGCCGGCAAGGCACUCCAAAAAUUGCUGGAUCUUGGCGGCCACAUCCGCGAUCGCAAGGAAGUAGAUCCACAGCAUGGAAGGCCGGAGCUCGAGGUCAAACGCCACCUGAAAGAAUACCUGAAGUGGGCACAGAACGACAGUGAUCUCGACAGGCGAACCGCCAUUCCAGUCCUGGUACAAGUCUACGCCGAAGCUGGCACUCCUGGCGAGGAGAUGACAGCGAUGGCCGAAGACAAGUGCCGUGCACUCAUAAAGAAGUGGAAGACAGCACUUGAAGUCACUCGCUCAGUCGAAAUGUCUCCCGUCUCUCGCACCUCGGACGGCACUUUGCUGUCCUACGAGAUCCCAACGAUCUACGCCAUCCUCGCGUCAGAUGCUAUCGUGGCUACCAUGGCAUACACUGUCGACUCUGAUCAUUGCCAACCAAUGGCGCUCUUCGACUACAACCUCAAGGAUUACGAUGUCUGGAACUCGCUUGCUCUAGCGCUACUCGUCUGUCAUGUGCGCAAUGUGCAGCUGCGCAUCGCAGAGGACACCGACAUUGGCAUGAAGCAGCCCAACUCGAGCGAGAGUAGCUACAGCAUGGACGAAGAUGCUUGAACAGGUCUUGAUGAUCUUCAGCGCUUCCGGCGCACAUUGCUUGACUCUGAGAGAACAUGUGGGAGAAAGAGGAGGCUGAGAUCGGGGACAUCACACUCAUUCACGCAACAUUUUUUCGAGCGCACGCGCGCAUUUCGUAAGAUACCCUGCACUACUGAGAUGAUUACACGAGAUUGUUUUAUGCAUAUUGGAAGGAGGGUACUGAAAUGCUCCACUGCAUAGCUGUAUAUGGUCGCUGGAAGGUUGUUUGUAGUCACUAGAUUCCCUGCUAACAUAAAUCGAUUGCCACUUUGAUCCACAG